Molecule: messenger RNA, 261 nt
Organism: Clunio marinus
Lineage: Eukaryota; Metazoa; Arthropoda; Insecta; Diptera; Chironomidae
Source: the annotation of a GenBank genome assembly
AUGGCAUUUGAAAACGAUUUCUGCAUUCUGAUGAGAUAUAAUUUUAAACUUAUGAUUGCUUGCAAGCUCUGGUUGUUGGCACUUUCUUGGUUUCUGUAUGCGAAACGUAGAAAUAAUUUAGGAAAAGGAAUAAAAGAAGCUUUGCGUUGUUGCAUUAAAAAAAAUGUUGACAUCAUGGGAAUGAAUCUGAUGUACGUUUUUAUGUCGUUACAUCAAAGUUUAUCAAGUUAUGAAUCAUCAAGUGGUGAGAGAAAAGAGUGA